GACUCCCAUUGUUAGGGCGGAGAGACAUGUAUCUUGUCAGUAUAUCCAUCAUCUUUGGUACAGCACAGAUGACUUAGUUCCGUAGUCAAACGGCAGAAAACAACCUACAUAACUAAACCUUCACUAGUCGGGCAGAUUGAGGGCUAAUCACGUUGGCUGUUUUACGGAUGCUAUGCAUGCGUCUCUAUCUUGUGAUCCAGGUCGCUUAUUUAAAAGGAAUACUUGUUUUUUGGGAUAAACCGUCGCGCUUUAAGGGUCGUUUUCAUAUGUGCAACAACAUGUCAAAUGUUAGUCUUUCGAAUGGGAGUCCGACGUUGGAAAGGGUGGAUCUGCGCCCGACGGAUCACACGAAGCCCCAGAUUUGCAGAAAUCUUUUCGGAUCGGUGGAUCAUGACGAAUUUGGGAGGGAGUGUUUGGUUCAAAUGAAAGAGAUGGAGAAGGUUUUUAUUGACAAAUGGAAUUUUGAUUUUCUAAACGACGAGCCCCUUCCCCAGGGAGAUUAUAAAUGGGAACCGAUGAAAAGCAGUGACUUGCCAGACUUUUACAGCAGACCGUCUCAUAAGCGAGUCUGGUCCUCUGGAAAUGUGGACCAUAACGGGAAUCAUGGAGUCCGACCGAGCUGUCCUGCGAACGGGGCUGAGCUAUCCGAGAAGAGCGAGAGGCAGACGGAUUGUCACCACUCUCACAACGGGGCAAGGAAAAGACAUGCAAAUCCAGAGCCCCAAAGUACAAGUAAAAAGUUGCAUUCCAGUGAAGAGGAUGAAGUUGUGUCAAAGUCAGUAGAGCAGACACCCAGCAAAAACGAUUCCAGGACACAUGAACACUAAUACCAAGUGCUGAGAAGUCCUCCUUUUUCGUUGAAUACUGUACUUCAGGACCUGAAGAAGAGACGAGGGAUAGAAGAGAAGACAGGAUACAAAAUGGCCUGCCUUUAGGAGGGAGGGAGGCUGUGCAAGCACUGAAUAUUUUUACACUAAAGUUUUGGCACUCAAUUUAAUCCAAUCGCUUCAAAAGCAGAAAAUGUAGCAGUGUGCCAAAAUGUUUUUCCCUUUUUGCUCAGUUUAAUUUUUACUACCUAUGUUUCAUAUGUAGCACAUAAAACAUAAUAUUAUUAUGUUGUUAAAAUGCGUGUCUUGAAGAAUUGCUGUGCAGUUUUCAAAAAUAUAUUGUUUGUUUGUAAAAGUGGUCAUAUGAUAUCCUUGUUCAGGUAUAAUUGAUAGUUAUAAAUGUAGAUUAUUUCUAAAUCAGGGUUUUUGAGAGUAUCUCAUCAAAGAAUCAGUUGUUUCUAUUGUGUGGCUUUUUGCAGUGUUCAUUGGUAGUACAUAGUUUGAAGCCCUAUUAUUCAAAAACUGGUCUUUAGGGUGGGGUCAAUUCUAUUUCAUUGAUGAAGUAAACAAAGUUUCAAAUUCCAAUUUUCCCCAAUGCUUUUCAAUGAGAGAAAAUAUUAAGGUCAUACUGUCAAUCAGAAUGCCUUAUAUGUUACAUGACCUAACUAGAUAAAAGUUUACAUGCAAAUCAUAUAUUAUUAUUAAGUUUUCCUACUGCGAAAGGGAAAGAACCUGCCAAAGUUUCAACAUUUGUCUUAUUUUUAUGGAAAAAUUAUUACAUGACUAGGGCUUAUUAGUUAGAAAUUAUUGGAAAAAGUUAGAAUAUAUGAGUUCCCAUUUUUCAGUAUUAAUUAUUAUUAUGCCGCCCUAAAAUCAUUUGGUUUCCUUUAACUUAUUUAUAAUGUGGUCCAGUUUGACCAGAGUAGCCUAUGCUCUCAGAUGUGUUGUAACCACUGGGCACUUUGCAAACAUAAAUAUGUGAAUCAACAAUUUGCCUCUUAUUGUGUGUUGAAUUCAUGUUGAGCAUGACAUGGCACUAUAUAGAUUAAAGACAAAGUUACACUGCAUGUAACUGUAUAAAAGUUUGAAGUGUAUCUUUGUAUAUUUCCUUGUAAAAAUUGUAGUAACUUAUUUUUUUGUUCAGGUUUUUGUGGUUGUAUGGAUAUCCAAAGUGGCAUUUUCUGUGCAUUGUUAUGUAAAUACUUUUAAAAUGUUGUUUUUGGAUACAAAGGUUGCAAAACUGAGCCUAAUUAAAAAUAUACCUGUAUAUUUUGUAUUGUGUCUCUGAAAAAGGCAAUCAUUUGCUAAAAACAUUAUAUUGGGUUAAUAAAAAAUGACUUAUUAUUUUCAUAAUUGCA
This is a messenger RNA of Oncorhynchus keta (chum salmon), 2185 nucleotides long. RefSeq names its product cyclin-dependent kinase inhibitor 1B-like. The transcript has 3 exons. Gene Ontology annotation, cellular component: cytoplasm; nucleus. Lineage: Eukaryota; Metazoa; Chordata; Actinopteri; Salmoniformes; Salmonidae. The coding region runs from base 168 to 827 and encodes 219 amino acids. The record is from RefSeq and is a predicted model, not a curated record. Gene Ontology annotation, biological process: negative regulation of cell population proliferation; regulation of cell cycle; G1/S transition of mitotic cell cycle. Gene Ontology annotation, molecular function: protein-folding chaperone binding; cyclin-dependent protein serine/threonine kinase inhibitor activity.